AGUCCCAGGUAGAGUACAAACUUUGCAGGAGGCUCAACAAAACACCGCUGACCAGCCAUAUCACCUCUUACUGUACUACAAACAUCCUUCUGUCCUCUGAAGAUGUCCAGCUCUCAAACAACCACCACUAACGGGGCGGUGGUAUUCACCCAUGUCUACCCCUAUGGGAACGGGAUGGGGGUCGCAGGGGUCGCAUCUGCUCCUCACUGUCUGGGACAGACGGUCUCUUCAGUGCUGGGAAGUUUCCGGGCAGGGCAUCCAAAAGCGCUGGGAACCGUACAGAUCGUGAUUGGUUUGAUGAUGCUGUUGACAGGAAUCGUGAUGACUGCCGGACCACAAGUAGACAAUAUUGGAGUAUUUAGUGGAAUAUUUGUCUGGGGAUCUAUCAUUUAUGUAGUUGCAGGCUCUCUAACUGUUGCUGCUGACAACAAACUGAACAAAUGUCUGGUAAAAGGCUCCCUUGGAAUGAAUGUUGUCGCCACAGUUACUGCUCUUACUGGCACCAUUAUGCAUUCUUUAGACAGUGCUGGGAUCCUCUUGUACUACUGUGACUAUCCAGGCAAUCCUUCAUACUACCCUCCAUCCUAUGUCUACUACCCUACGUCCUCUGUCUGUCAACAGUAUCGGGUCAGGUCCCAGGGAAUAUCAGGUGUUUUGGCUGUUUUCUCCUUGCUGGAGUUUAUAGUGUCCAUCUGUGUCUCGUCAUUCGCCUGCAGAGCUGUCUGCCUGUGCUGCCGUUCCACCCCUGAGCAAGUGUUCAUCAUUGGGAAUCAAAUACCGGUACCUCAUGGCAGCAUGACUCCAAGCAACGCACCUUACCCUCCUCAGAACAACUACGAGACUGGGAACUACCCAAAGGGUCCUGAGGGAGGCGAUAUGGGUACAGGGUUUCAACAGAACCACCUGCCUCCUCAAUACACUGCUGUCAUCCCUUGAGAAUUGGGCCUCAGUGAAUACAUUGUUCUUUUUCUUGUUGAAAUUGUGUUCUCUGGGCCUAUUUUUCUGAUCCAAGCCAGGCAACGGUUAGCACCACAUUACUGAUCUGAAUAAUUUGACAGUUUAAUAUUGAUAGUGUAUUGUAAUGCAAUGUUUCAGUAUAAUGUUUAGGUUACUAUAUGGUUGAUUUUAUAACUUCAUGUUUUUGUCAUUUCUAUCUUUCUUUAAUUGAUAUAAUUUCAUCAUCAUUUCUGAUAUAAAAGUAUAAUAGAUUUAUCAACUAAAAUUAACCACUGCUAUAUGACAUAUGAUGCAUCCUUUUUAAUAACACACAAAUGCAUAUUUAACUUGUCUUGAAACAAUAAAGCUGACAGAAUUUU
Molecule: messenger RNA, 1316 nt
Organism: Salvelinus fontinalis (brook trout)
Lineage: Eukaryota; Metazoa; Chordata; Actinopteri; Salmoniformes; Salmonidae
Product: membrane-spanning 4-domains subfamily A member 4A-like
Exons: 7
Coding region: 103-936 (277 amino acids)
Cellular component (GO): membrane
Source: RefSeq, a predicted model, not a curated record